Messenger RNA from Castor canadensis (American beaver), 821 nucleotides. It is a transcript of the gene Clrn2, whose product is annotated as clarin 2. Lineage: Eukaryota; Metazoa; Chordata; Mammalia; Rodentia; Castoridae. The record is from RefSeq and is a predicted model, not a curated record.
GAAGAGCCAGCCUUGGAGUGGGGUAUUGCCAAGUGUCCAGAAGAUGUCAACGACCUGCGUGGCUGCCCAGAGACCUGGAGGAUGACCUGCACCCACUAGCAUGCCUGGAUGGUUCAAAAAGACGUGCUAUGGGCUGGCAUCCUUAUUCAGCUUCUCCUCCUUCCUCCUGAUCAUCACCGCCCUGGCCGUGCCCCACUGGCUGAGUGGGAAAAUCCUGUGUCAGACUGGAGUGGAUCUUGUCAACGCUACGGAUCCAGAGCUGGUCAAAUUCAUUGGGGACAUUUACUACGGGCUCUUCCAAGGGUGCAAGGUGCGGCAAUGUGGGCUGGGGGGCCGCCAGUCCCAAUUCACAAUCUUCCCACACCUGGUAAAGGAGCUCAAUGCAGGCCUCCAUGUGACAAUUCUUCUGCUCCUCUUCCUGGCCUUAGCCCUGGCUCUGGUUAGCAUGGGUUUUGCCAUUCUCAACAUGAUCCAGGUCCCCUACCGAGCAAUCAAUGGCCCAGGGGGCAUCUGCCUAUGGAAUGUCUUGGCAGGUGGAGUCAUGGCAUUAGCCAUUACCGGCUUCAUGGCCUCAGUGAAAUUUCAUGACCUGACGGAACGAAUCGCCAACUUCCAGGAGAAGCUCUUUCAGUUUGUGGUGGUGGAAGAGCAGUACGAAGAGUCAUUUUGGAUCUGUGUGGCCAGCGCUUCAGCCCAUGCAGCAAACUUGGUUGUGGUGGCAAUCAGUCAAAUUCACCUCCCUGAGAUUAAGACCAAAAUGGAAGAGGUCACAGUCACUGCUGAGGAUAUCUUGUACUGAUAGCCCCCUCCCAUCCACACCC